Pyrus x bretschneideri (Chinese white pear) is the source of this 605-nucleotide messenger RNA. RefSeq lists its product as uncharacterized. The coding region runs from base 135 to 410 and encodes 91 amino acids. Gene Ontology annotation, cellular component: mitochondrion. The transcript is spliced from 3 exons. Lineage: Eukaryota; Viridiplantae; Streptophyta; Magnoliopsida; Rosales; Rosaceae. The record is from RefSeq and is a predicted model, not a curated record.
AGCCCUAGCAUUUUAGACCUGGACUAUCAUCACCUGCCGGUAAAACUGCGAGCCCAUCUCUGGCUUUGCGCCACCGCCCUUCGGUACUGCUCAGUGCUCACCAUCAAAGUCCGUCGUCUUCUAGAGAGUAAUCAAUGGGAUACAUACAGGAAGCACGUGAGAAUCACGUGAAGAAGAAGGUUGAAGAAGCAUUGCGGAGCAAAAUGAAGCACAAGGCGCUGCAGGAGUGCAAGGAUUUGGCGUCAAAGUACGCCGAGUGCUCGUACGGAAGAACCAUAUCGGUCGUUUGGCAGUGCCGGCAGCAAGCCAAGGAAUUGAACGAGUGCCUUCACCAAUUCACCAACGAUGACGUCUUGGAGGAAAUGAAGAGAGCGUACAUGCUUCAACAAGACGGGAGGGUGCCUGCAUAAGUCUCAGAUCAUCACUGGUUCAUGACUUUGAUGUAGAAUUUUGUUAUCGGAAUUCUGGCAACGUCACUGGUUUUUUAUUUUGAUUUCCGUAAUUCGGUUGAUGCCAGGGGGUUGUGUUUAAAAUAUCCCCCGAUGAACUUAAUAAAUGUAGAGAUUUCCCAGAGUAAAUUGGAGUAAUAAUCCCUCAAUUUAAUC